AUGUUCUGUUCCAGCACAUCAGCCGUUUCCAACGUCGAUUUUGGUCCGUUAAAAUAUUUGGUUUUGAGUGAUUUUGCUUUUAGAUAUGGACUCUCGAAAACUGAAAGAAGGUGAUGUCUUGAAGUACAAAACAGGAUUUUUGGGCAGUAAGUGGAAAAAGUUCCACUUGGUGCUUUUCAGCGAUUCCAUGCUGUGUUGGUACGAUGAGAGGGUUUCUUAAAAAGCUUCAUAUUGUGGAUGGAAAAGAAGUUUUAGGGCGACAGGAAGCCCAAAGGAAGCAUUUUGCUGAAAGACGUUGUUCCAUACAUUUGCGUGGGACUCAUGACCGACCGCAUGCCGAGUGGGCUUUUUUGUUUUUUGAAUUUAGACUUCUAUAAAGUCGAAGAGUCUACAAGAAAAAAAAAGGUUAUGAUGAAAAUCAACCCAUCGUUUUCAGUCGAUCGUUUUCGCAUAAAAGGAAUGGAAAAACUGCAAAAUAAAGUUUAAUUGUAGAAUGAUUCAAAAUACUGAACAGAAGUUUUUUGCAAAAUUAUUUGUAUUGAUAUAAUAAGAAUGAAAGGAAAAUUUAGGCUCUUUCAUACUAUUGAAGUAUACUUUGCAGCCAAGCGGCCUCAGUGUCCCGAAGGCCAUUCGGUGCAUCAUUUGGUCGGUGUCGGAAUGGAUCCGAGAGCCGAAACCGUUCAUUGGUUUCAGUUCUCGUCUGACUCGGAGCUUGAGUAGUCAAAUUCUGCCUGCAUCUUUCUAUACGAGGUUUUUGCAGGUCUUGGAUUGUUGAGAUCACCAAAACGUUACCUAAGCCGAAUCCGCCGCCUGGACCUCCAGCUGGAGGAUCGCCGCAGUCUCAGUCUGGUGGUUAUAGUAAGUGUUUCUGAGUAUGAAUGUAUAGAAAAACGUUCAAGUUCCUCCACCAAAGUAUCCGGACGCACCUCCUCCAGUCCAACCGGCUGGAGGAGGUGGCUAUCGACCUAGUACCGGAGGCAGCGGACCUCCACCUUACGCAGGUGAGACUUGUCAAAAUUAUUAAAUGGGGAAUGCCUUCGAGGUUAAUACGUAGUUAUGGAGCCACAAAGUUGUUCUCACAGGAGUUACCUCAAGAAGAGAAUCGAACAUUACGUUGAUCAUUACCAGGUGGCUAUCCGCAGCAACAAUACGGUGGGGGCGGCGGCUACAGUCCAGCUCCGCCACAGCACACGACGGUCAUUGUAAGAGACGGUGUGUUUUUCUUCUUAAUUGGAAAAUAAUCUUGAUUUCAGGAGGUGGAGGCUAUGGCGGUUACGGCGGUGGUUACGGUGGCGGCAGUAGUCUUGGAGGUAUGGGACUCGGAUUGGGGGGAGGUCUUCUUGCUGGUUCAUUGCUCGGCUAUGGACUCGGCUCUAUGUGGGGCGGACAUCACUCUUAUUUUCCGUCUUAUGGUGGAUUCGGCGGCGGCUACGGUAUGGGCGGAGGCUACUAUUCGGUUAGUGAUCACGCAAAUCAUUUAAUUUUGCAAAUUUACGUCAAGGACAAUGACACGAACGUCACCAAUAACUACUACAACUAUGGCGGCGGCGGGGAAGGAGCCGCGACGCAUGACGCGACGCACACUCCAGGAGACGCUAAUUUGGUAAAUAAUUUCGAUUUCUGACGUCGUGGCAAGCUCGGGUGCAGGAUGAGAUCGACGAUGGAAGAAUUGAAGAUGCUGAGACAGGGGAUGAUGGGACCUAUGGCAUUGGGGACUUAAGUGUGGAAGACAAUGCUUACGGAGCCGCCGAGGAAGUUCCACAGGAUGAUGUGAAUCCUUUUGUUGUGCAAUAUUGUGUGCUUGUAAAAAAAGAUCAGAAGCUUAAUCGAGUUGAGUGAUGAGUUUCGAGCCUUAAUAACAAAGAGCUAUUAGUUGGGUUUGAGCAUGGUGUUGCUAGAUUCGGCUGUGACUUCAAAAAAGCUUUUUGUUUUUGAGUGGCAUCUCGAUGCAUUUUCCUUUCGAUAAACAGUGAGUUUGCAGGGCAACGACAGCUUCAACCAAGACAACAGCGGCUACGGUACUUUAGACACGUGUGAACCCAUUUCAAAUGACGAAGUUGACAGACUACGGCAACGCUAACGAAGGAGGGGACGACUAUGGAGUCGGAGGACUUGACUACGGCAAUGCUGGCGAUUUCGGUGGUGGCGAUUUCGGGGGCGGCGAUUUUGGUGGCGGCGACUUCGGUGGCGGCGACUUCGGUGGUGGCGACUAUGGAUAA
Messenger RNA from Caenorhabditis auriculariae, 2219 nucleotides. The record is from the annotation of a GenBank genome assembly. Lineage: Eukaryota; Metazoa; Nematoda; Chromadorea; Rhabditida; Rhabditidae.